CUAUUGUUAAAUUGCUAUUGGACAAUUUUAACACGUGAGGUUACGCCUCAAACUUGUUCGUUCUUUUUUGCUUCCUUGGUUGAUAAAAUAAACGCGCAGGUCGUGGUUAAAGCACACGAAUUAUUUGAUACAGUGGUGGGGAUUACAGCCAUGAUGUGUAGUAUGCUUUGGAGAAUGAAGUAGAGUGGGAGUGACGCGGGUUUGUAAGCAGUGUACCGGUAGAUGAUGCUUGUACGGGAAUGCACGCGGUCAGAAACUUGUAGAAACUUGACGGAGAAGUAGCAGAGAGUCGCGCUCGCAAGAAAUGAAAAAUCAAAAAGAUUUGAAACACUUUUGGAUACUCUUAUAUACUAUCGCGAGUGAUUUAUUAUUUUUUAACAAUCAAUCAACGACGAGACGAAUUUGAAAAUUUUUUUAAAAAUCGCGCUGUUAUUUAAAAUCAGUUUGUCGCGUCUUUACCGACGUAAGCUGCAAACUUGAGCUAUUUAUUUGAUCCGUAUGGCUCUCUAGUUUAUUUUCAUAAUCUGUGGUGUGAGAGGAAGUCUGAGAGAGUAAGAAAAUCUUUAAGAGAGCGUCGAGAGGCAGCACAUCGUGUGCCUCGAGGCAUCGCGGCGCGAAGAAAAUACCGGGAGAUUUAUCCCGAAGUGUCUUUGAGAGGAGAGUGAAGAAGGUCUAUAAAGAAAAACGAUUUUCCUCUCAAAAAAUCGCGAGUGUGGUAAAAGUUUGUGUGUUUAACGAUCUCGAAAGUUUUCGAGAUUCGAGAUAUUUAGUGUCAGCGAUUUUCUGGAGUCACAAGGAAGAUGGGUGAUGCGGCGUUGAAAAUAAUGGGACUCAGAUUAUCUGAUCCUGUUGUCGUCAGUGCAUUAGGACUUGGUGCAUUGGUAAUAUUCAUCGGUUUCAUCAUUGGACGACGUUCCAGAGGCAAUAAAAUUAAAAAUGGGACCAAGUGUUCAAAUGACGACAAAGUUCAGGAGAUAAAGAGUGUCGAACGAGCAGUUGCAGCAGUAACAGCAAACAGUAAACGUGCGAAAAAUAAAAAACGUCGUGAAGUUCAACAAGAAUUUACACACUCGUGGAUAGUUGGGACUCUUAAGGGACAUACAGGACCUGUGUUGGAAAUGGAUUUCUCCAGUGACGACAAAUUUCUUGCGAGCUGUGCUGAAGAUUGCAGCCGAUUCCGGAGACAGAGACAACGAGGUUCCAUCGAAAUUGGAGUUGCUGAAUACCAAAAUGACAUCGAUCGGACUAGCACCACAGGUACUACUGGAAGUGAUGUUACUGAUGAUUCACCAAGUAGUCCUGAUUCAUCAAAUGUUCCUAAGUCAUCACAGACGGUUAAAACGCUGAUUAACACUGACGAAAAUCUCUCAAAUGCAUCAGGAUCAUCAUCACCUGCAAUGACAGAUGCAGACUUUAUCAACUUGACACGUCGUCAACGAAAAAAUCGUCGAUCAUCUCGUGAGUCCACUCAUUGCAGAGACAGUAAUGAGAGCACUGAAGAUUGUAUACGUACACGAAGAAUUUGGCAUCGUAGUCAUGAAGGAACCAGCAGCAAGCUUGUUUAUCAGCAUAAACAACGUCGUAAUGUUCAACCACCUAGUAUGACAAGAGCAUGUACAAACCAAGGAUCCAACCUGGCCAACCAGAAUGUGCAGAAACCUGAAAAAAAAAAAUCACCAACUGAUCCACCUCAAUCCAGUUAUAACAUGAUAGCAAAAGCCGACAAUCAAUUGAUUAUUUUACAUGUGAAUCUUAAUACAUCUAUUAAUGGGGCUUACAAUGUAGAAUCAUUUGAUAAUUAUGAGAGUGUAACUGAUAAUCUUCUUCGAGAAGCACUUCCUCAUUAUGUCAUUCAUCCAUAUCAUUUGGUACAUCUUGGGUAUCCAGUGUUGGGAGGAGGAGCAGGUAAACUUGCUUUUUUUCUUCGGGAGUCACAUUUUCCACACCCUCCACGCCCUCAGCGAACUCAUCAUCAAUUGGAUGCUAACGCACAAGAGUUUGUCCCGAAGCGUAGAAGAGCUCCAGAAAAUACAGAGGAUGGUAAUGAAGCAUCGACUACAACAGUGGUGCCACCAACACCACAAGGAGAAGAGGUAGUAGCAGCAUUACCAUCAUCGCAGCAACGGUCAGAUCGUGACAAUGACAGUGGUAGAGGUUCGGCUGAAAACUCAGAUCUGGAUGGUGAGAGCUCAUCCGACAGUGAGAAGACUUCUGACACAAACGAGUCGAACUCAUGGUUACCGUCGUCAUCUUCAUCGACAUCAUCUUCUCCUCCUCCUUCUUUAGUAUCAACAUCCAUCAAAGAACGUGAAUGUGCUCGGUGCUACAAACCUUUCUUGACCGAUAACAAUGGUGAUUACAUUACUAAAGAUCCAUGUCUUCACCAUUGGGGAAAGAAAAGAUGGAAUGAGAUAGAUCGUCGUAGAUACUAUACCUGUUGUAACCGUUUCGAAUUUUCGUCAGGAUGUACAGUAGCACCGAGACAUGUCUGGUCUGGUGCGCAUAUUGGAUGCAAUGGACCUUUUGAAGGAUUCGUGGUAACCCAGCCUGCAAAAGUUCCACUUUUUAAAAUAUACGCAUUGGACUGCGAAAUGUGCUACACCAAGUUUGGUCUGGAAUUAACAAAAGUUACAGUAAUUGGAUUGGAUGGAGAAAUAGUUUAUAAUACUUAUGUUAAACCACAUAAUGAAAUUAUUGACUACAAUACUCGCUUCAGUGGAAUUACUGCUGACCAUCUUAAAAAUUGCACCACCACUUUACAAGAUGUUCAAGCUAGACUUUUAACAUUUAUUACGACUGAAACAAUUCUCAUGGGACAUGCCUUAGAAAAUGAUCUAAGAGUUCUCAAAAUCGUUCAUCCAACUAUUGUUGACACAUGUCAUGCAUUUGAUAACACAGGUAACAUGUUAAAGACUAGUUUGAAAAUGUUGGCCCAAACCAAGCUUGGUCGUCAAAUCCAAGUUGCGGAGCACGACUCUGUUGAAGACGCCAAGACUGUUAUUGACUUGAUGAGAUACCAAGUGUGGGAGGAUUUCUACAAAGCGCCAGAGAAACCUGUAGAAUUCAAUAGUGUUAGAAGUGUAGUUUAAGUGAAAUCUGUGAUACAUUACAUAUGUACAGUAACGUGACUAUCUGAUUAUGUAUGUAUGCCCACCUAUACUAUCUACACAUCAGCGAUAAAUUAUCGUAAGUGUUAUAUCAUCACUUGGUCACAGUAUUCCAUGUCUGAACAAUUAAUUGAUUCAUAUCUUGACUGUUAAUCAUUAUAAUAAUUUCAUCUACUUCAUUUUUUCUCUUCAUUCAUUCAGUUCAGUGAGACUAUUAAGAGAGAAUUUAUAAAAGCUUCAUUUAUUGUGUGAUGAUUAUUAAAAGUAGAUUUUAGAUUUAUUGUACAUUGUACAAAUUUGCAUUAUAAGUAUACAAAAAAUAACUUUAACGAAAAACAAAUGCGAACAUUAAUCAUUCAUUUGACAUCAGUAGCAUCGACAUAAGAAUGUAUUGAUUCAAGUGCAUUCAUAGGAUACGUACCUGUAUAAAUACACUCGAAAACACGAAUUCAUUUUAAUAUUAAAUUAAUCAUUUCAUUUAAAAUAUCAAUGUUGUCAUUAUCUCAUAAUGUUUGAUUAAGGGAGUAAAUCCCUUUAUUAUUUUAACGGCUGUGCGCUUCCUUGAAUCUCAUUUCACAAUUAUUUAAAUGAAAAUCGUUUAAGAAUUAUAAUGUGUUGGUACAUAUCAUGUAUUGAUUUCUCUUUCUCUCUUUUCUUUUAUCUAAUUAUUUAUGUACAGGAUGUCAAUUUUGAUAAUGACAAUUCCACCGAUUAUUAUAAUGUCAAUACUUGAAAGUAUCGGGAUUUUGGUAUGAAUUAUCAAAUCCUAGCCUUUGCUGGAUACUUAUCGAAUAAUAAGUAUCUUUUAAACUGCCAAUUUAUAAUAUAAGGAUUUUUCCUUAAAUAUAAUGUAAUAGAUAUCAAGAUAAUAUUUUUUAUAUUAAUGGAAUAUUUAUUUUUAUAAUAAAUCGAAGAAAUUAAAUAAAAAAAAA
Chelonus insularis is the source of this 4039-nucleotide messenger RNA. RefSeq names its product prage (gene prage). The record is from RefSeq and is a predicted model, not a curated record. Bases 801 to 3089 code for a protein of 762 amino acids. Lineage: Eukaryota; Metazoa; Arthropoda; Insecta; Hymenoptera; Braconidae. The transcript is spliced from 3 exons. Gene Ontology annotation, cellular component: nucleus. Gene Ontology annotation, molecular function: nucleic acid binding; exonuclease activity; protein binding.